CCCAUCAACCCACAUAUCUUAAUUUUCCACAUUACUUAAACAGCAACCGAAAUGGAACAUCCCAUUAUAGGCAGCGGCGCACUCCUGCUGGCCGUCGUAGUCCUCUCCGCCGCCGCCGGCUGCUCCCUCGCCCAAAACUCCCCUCAAGACUACGUAGCCGCCCACAAUGCCGCCCGGAAGGCGGUAGGCGUGGUGCCGCUAGAGUGGAACCAGACGGUGGCUGCUUACGCUCAGAAUUACGCGAACCAGAGGGGCGGCGACUGCGAUCUGGACCACUCGAGGGGGCCUUACGGCGAGAACUUGGCCCAAGGCUGGGGGGCUUUUAGCGGGAAAGAAGCGGUAGAUCUAUGGCUGUCGGAAAAGAUUAACUACAACCACAACACCAACUCCUGCGAGGGAGGAGAGUGCCUGCACUACACUCAGGUCGUUUGGGACGACUCCGUCGAACUGGGGUGCGCUAGAGUUACGUGCACCAACGGAAAGGUCUUUGUCAUUUGCAACUAUUAUCCUCCGGGGAACUACGUCGGAGAAAGUCCCUAUUAAUUAAUUGGUCAAGCUGCUUAUGAGAAAAUCAUAUGGUGUGUUCGAACCACAAUGUCAGCGACAUAAGUGCUAGUAUCAAUCUACUCUUCUAUUCUGAUAUCAUUAUAUACAAAAGAUAUAUGAAAUAAAGAGGCUUUUAUGUGUUUAAAAUGGAAUAUGAGUGGUUCAAAUCAUCACUCAUGUCCAUAAUACGGGAGUUCAAAAUUACCCAGAUAUUAUUCAGGAGAAAGUGUGUUUGUCUUUGCCUGUGUGUGUGUUUGUUUUGGUUUUUAAUCCUUAUACAGGCAUAUAGAGAGAAAAGAAAAUAUGGGUUGAAUACCUUUUU
Messenger RNA from Malania oleifera, 868 nucleotides. Its product is annotated as pathogenesis-related protein 1-like. Gene Ontology annotation, cellular component: extracellular region. The coding region runs from base 52 to 543 and encodes 163 amino acids. NCBI's taxonomy places the organism in Eukaryota, Viridiplantae, Streptophyta, Magnoliopsida, Santalales, Ximeniaceae. The record is from RefSeq and is a predicted model, not a curated record. The transcript has a single exon.